Molecule: messenger RNA, 1349 nt
Organism: Pseudovirgaria hyperparasitica
Lineage: Eukaryota; Fungi; Ascomycota; Dothideomycetes; Acrospermales; Acrospermaceae
Exons: 1
Coding region: 86-1288 (400 amino acids)
Source: RefSeq, a predicted model, not a curated record
UUCUUCUAUCAUCCAACGAGUAUCUUCAAAGAAAGCAUCAUAAACACCAGUCUUAUUCUAUCAACUCGCCCAAAUAUUCAUCGCAAUGGCCGAACCGCCAUGUGGCGUUGAACUACCAGUCGAAUUGAACCAUCUCAUCCAACUCCAUUCUUCCAUGUUGUCUGCGCUAUCUUUACACUACGCACAUAAUGGAACAUCAGCACCCGUCGAUCUAACCAGUCUUGUUCCUUCAUUGACUCGACUUUAUCGCAAGCGAAAGGUCACUGUUGAUGAUAUACAGAUCUGUAUCGGCCAGCUACAGAGCUCAUCUGAAUGUUCCUCUCCCAGCAUCACGAAGCUUAGACUUACUGACUAUGGUCGGGGAAGGGUGUGCAUCGAACUUGACGGCGAACUCACGAGAGGUUCAGUUAUGGAUAGGCAAAUUGAUGAGGAUCGGCUACUUAAAGUCUUCGAGGAGGCUCUGAAAGGUAGCUGGUCUAGGUGGUCCGCUGCUCAAGUGCAGUCUGAAGUGGCCGAGGACGUUUCGAGCGGGCCGGAAUCUCCUAAGAAACGGAAGCGCACCAUUGAAGACGCCUCAAUCACUCCUCAGAAGCGCCGAAAAGGAACAUCAAUCUCGACAAAAAGUCACAACAUUACCAAAGCAAAGUCUGUGGAAGUCCCGUCUUCUGAGCAAGUUGCGUUGUUCAUUGAACAACUUCCGCGAGCAGUUAUAACCCUGAGUCCAUCACUAGAGGCACUCACCCCUUCCAAACGAAGAGGCGAGCUGCUCUAUGCAGAGCUCAAGUCGAAUGGCUCCAGGUCACCAUCAGCAAAACUGCCAAGUACACCGACAAAGAAAAUCAAAAACCUACCCUCGCCUUCGCCAUCUCCUUCUGCUUCAUCGCGCGGAUCCUCGCUUCUGGACCGCAUCCGAGCUAAGCAAGCAGCCGCUGCUGCGUCGCCAAAGAAGCAACUCUCCAAGCAGGAGCUUGCCCGAAAAGCAGCCCUUUCGCGAGCUUCAGAGGUCUUGGAUAUCAUCACUCUCAUCGCUCAAGAAAAGCGACGCGGGGACUCCACCGCUUCCAUGUCAUUAUCUAGUCUAGUGCAACAGGUUCAACAAUCAGUUCGUACUCCAAUCGGAGAGGAUGAGAUCUGCUGUGUAGUAGACACCCUCGCCGACAUAGCGCAGGAGUAUGUCAAGAUUGUCAGGACUGCUAGUAUGAGAUAUAUUACUAUAAACCAUCACUGCAAGCCUUCGACGAAGCUGUUGGAGGAGAGGAUAUCUACAGCGACGGCGUUAUUGACGUGAGACGUAGCAUGAGAAUUCAAGAUAGUUGUAAUCCUACUAAUAUGUCUAAUUCUGAAUGGUC